UCUGGGAGGUCUGCUGGGAGGCGCCACAUCCGGAGGGUACCUCGUCGUGAAUAAAGGCACUGCUAUUGGCUUCCAACAGCAGCUCCGGGCUCUAUCAGCUGCGGGAGCAUCUGCUCCAAUGCCCCAGGGCAGCCAUGGGUACCCCGUACUGGUGGGACCAACUGCAGGCUGGCAGCUCGGAGGUGGACUGGUGCGAGGACAACUACACCAUCGUGCCUGCCAUCGCCGAGUUCUACAACACGGUUUUGAUUAAGGUGAGAAAGCUGAACAAGGGCAAUGCAGAGGAACUAGGAAGCCUCCUACCUUCUUGUGGGCCCAGGAGAAAAGGCUGGCCUUCCUGGCAGAAAACAAUUGGGGGAUGGAACAUGUCUAGUCCUUAUCUCCUUCAACUUUAUUUUUACCAUUAUUUAGUGCAGGCAUGAUUUUUAAAAAGAUAAGCAACAUCUUGUUUUUCGUUUUACCUCCUAUCUGCAUGUGCUUGUUCCGUCAGUAUGCAUCGUGCUUCAACAGUGGCAUUUACUUAAUAUGGACUCUCUUAGUUGUUGUAGGAAUUGGAUCUGUCUACUUCCAUGCAACCCUCAGUUUCCUGGGACAGAUGCUUGACGAACUUGCCAUCCUUUGGGUUCUGAUGUGCGCUCUGGCCAUGUGGUUCCCCAGAAGAUAUUUACCAAAGAUCUUUCGUAAUGACAGGGGCAGGUUCAAGGUGGUGGUCUGCGUCUUGUCUGCAGUCACAACAGGCCUGGCGUUUGUCAAGCCCGCCAUCAACAACAUCUCUCUGAUGACCCUGGGGGUUCCUUGUACUGCGCUGCUCAUCGCAGAGCUGAAGAGGUGUGACAACGUGCGUGUCUUUAAGCUGGGCCUCUUCUCCGGCCUGUGGUGGACGCUCGCCCUCUUCUGCUGGAUCAGUGACCGUGCCUUCUGUGAGCUGCUGUCAUCCUUCCACUUCCCCUACCUGCACUGCGUGUGGCACAUCCUCAUCUGCCUUGCUGCCUACCUGGGCUGCGUGUGCUUUGCAUACUUUGAUGCUGCCUCCGAGAUCCCAGAGCAGGGUCCCGUCAUCAAAUUCUGGCCCAACGAGAAAUGGGCCUUCAUUGGUGUCCCCUACGUGUCCCUCCUGUGUGCCAGCAAGAAAUCAGCGAUCAAGAUCACGUGAUGGCAAGGCGGUGGCUGACUUCUCUGCUUGUUAACCCUCACUUGCCGGGCUUCAUGGGCUAGCAAAGACAGCCAGGCCGGUUUGCUGAGGCGGGGAAGGGUUUGUCUUUCAAGAAUUCUGUUCCCUUGAGCUCUAACUAGUGUGUCUGCGGACUGCCAGGACUCUGUGUGGGGAGAAGUGCCUUCUCCUUUCCCAAAGAUGGAAAGUUGGGGGGCUGAGGGGAGCGGAGUUGUCUUCUCAGAGCCACUUCCAGAUGAGGUGGCUCAGGCUGGUGUGGUCCUGACAGAGCCGUGCCCUGAGGACCCAUUGCUGCGAUGCCUCGCUUCCUGAAGAACGUUUGCCUGUGUCAGACCCCACCAUUCCCACACGCUCUCGGAGAAGACUCUCCUGGUGACAGUCAGACCCUGUGACAGACAAGCCCUUCUGACUCAUGGAAGGUGCCAGAGAUUUUUCCAAUGGGGGAAACCGAAACCAAACCACACCAGUGGAACAUGUACAGGGCUUGUGGCUAAGGAGGCUAAUUUUCCACUUGCAAUUCUCAGUAACCCAGGUUUUACAUGCAUUUGUGAAUUCUUUUAUUACUACCUCUGCUGGGAGUUGAAGACUAGACUUCAGAUGUGGAUGAAACUAAUAACAAAAACUGUUGCCAAAAACUACACCCUACUUCAAACCAGUCUUACAGAUGAGCAUGAUUUUAAAAAUGUUUAGCCCCUGCCCAGCCAGAUAACCUCAAACACAGGGAAGAAUAGCUAUGGUGUGAGUAUUCCAUACACAGACCUACGUAACCCUUACUGCUGGAUGUCUGUGACAUUGCCAGAGCUCUUGUGACAAUCGUGGUGGGGGUCCUGGUUCAAAAUUUGGAGCAAAUGUGAAGUUUUGGAAAUGUGUUCUUAUUGGGAGCCUCCUGUAUGCUCUCCCAUUCUGGAAAUUAUCCUCAAGAAUCUCACCUCUUCUUUCUCUAAUAUUUACUGUGGGAAUUGCACUCCAUACUCUUGUAGUACGAGGGGCUUCCUGUGGUUUUCCAAGCAUUUAACAACUCACUCUUCUCGAGUGCUGUAACAACUACACACUGGCUCUUGGGGUCACUGGUGCCAUCAGGCAAAGCUAUUGCCUUCUGAGUUUCUCUCACCUGAAAUGAUGCUGGCUACAAGUAAUCUCUUCACUGGGCUGAGUGGAAGACUCCACAACUGUGUUCAAGGCAUGAGGCAGAGUGGGUGACAUCAGGGACCCUCGUUUUAACUCAGGCAUUUCCUACUUUGCAACAUUCCACUGUGGAAGGGGGCAGGACAGGUAUGUCCCGUGUGGACAGGAAUGCUGUCACUAAGCAGCUAACAGUUGGGCAUUAGCGGUUUUUGGCAAGUCCAGGAACUCUUUCUCUAGUUAGAAUUUUAAAAGGAUCUAAGGUGCGAAGUUCAAUAAAGAACUAAAUUUGGAGUUUAAAAAUGAAUGACUUUAUUCUACUAAUGUGGUUUUCAAAUAAUUUUAGCAGCAGAACCUUGCUUGCAGUAAGAAAUAGUUAUGGAACCCCAGUGUGUGAAACAUGUAUUUUAUUCGCUUAAAUUUAUUUUAAGGUUAAUCUUAAAGCAUUUCCUUAAUGUAUCAGGCUGUGAAAAUGCAAAUGAACAAAUUGGCAGUUUUUAAGGUAAAACUUUUGGUAUUGAAUGAGCGUACCUGUUGCUUUAUUACAAUUAAAAAAUACAUUUAAAAGACGAUAUUUGAAGUGCACCUCAGUGAGACCUAGGUGGUUCACGGAAGAAUUUGAAAACUGCCAUUAUGUCUUUUGGGUUUCAGGUCUGGAAUCUUCUAAAGGGAAAAUCAGACUAUCCUCGCUUCAUUUGACUUACCAGGCAUGGAAUCUGGUCUCAUCUAUUCUGCAGUAUAAAAAUGCUUCAAAGUAUUUGAUGUAUUCUUUGAUGUAUUCUAAGCCCAGCUAUCUUUGUGUGGAAGCAUAGAUAAGGAGAAGCGGAGAGUGUGAGAAAUGUUUUGUGUGUGGUUUUUGGAGGUUUAACUGCUGUUCUGAGGGUUCCUCAGUGAUGGCAGCAUUGUUCAACAGUGAAGGAGGAACCAUUUCUUCCCGUCAGGUAAAGGGGUGGCUCCCUGGAGACCACCAUCUAUAGCCCCCGCCCCCAGGCUUGGACCCUGCCUUGCUGGAAGUUUCUGAUAUCCUUUGGAAAUAGGGAUUGAAUGCAACCCUGCCGAUAGUAGGAAGUAAGUGCCCUGACUCAUGUGGCUGUUUUCAUCCCUCUUCUACAAAUGACUAAGUUAAAAUGUCAGAAGGAAUGUUUUUGAUAUGAAAAAAGAAAAUACCAUUCUAGAGAUUGGUAAUAAGAUGAGGGCUCAGAAAGAAGUGUGGAAUGGAAUAUGUUUGAGGAGCACAAAACAUACCUCUCCCUUUGAACAGGAGUCACUGUAGCUUUCCCGCACGGGAUGGUAAAUCAGGGAAGUAACUAUCCCAGGAGUUAAACUUAUUUUAAGUUAGCUUUAUGGCAUCAUUCAUAUUUACAUUUAUAUUUACAUUUGCAGUGUUUUUACAGCACUUCAUACUCUUUCAAAGAACAUUGGGAAACAACAGAAAAGUUGAGGAAGAUGGAAAAAAGUGAUCUGUAUUUCUGUUGCUCAAAGACAACCAUUGUUAAUAUUUUGGUAUAUUUUCUUCUCUUCUUUAUUUUUUCCCCCUGAAUAGAGUUGUAAAUAGAUGAUUUUUAGAAUCACUGGUUUAUCCUGUAUCUUGAAUGGAAUAUAAAUGCCAGUUGUGUAUUUUUCAUGAGGAGCGGCUUUCUGAAUAGUGUGGAGUUAGAGAUAUACUUAGAGUGCUCAUCACUGGAUUCUGAAACUCGCUGAUGAGUCUUCAUUUGUAACUGAACCUGACAUGAAUGUGUCCCAAGAAAUACUGAACUAAAUUCUGCUGUUUGAUAUGCUUCUGCACUUGGAGUGAUGAGUCAUAGAAAAUUGCUGUGAAAUACAUGACUUUACUGGUUUUGAUGUUUUCAGAUUUUUCAAAAGUAAAUAGCUUAUUAAUUGAUGUGCAAUCAAGAAUUCUUUCUCCCCUCCUGAUAAUGCAGGCAAGUAGAGAUUUGAUAUUUAGGAGUUAGCCAUGCUGAGUAACUGCGAGGACCUAUCAGAUUUUUGUUCUGGUUUUGUUCUAGAAUCUGCCCAUGAUCAAUAACCAGCAGGAACUGGAUUUAGGAUAUUAAAAGACAAUAUCUUACUUACUAAGUGGCCAUUUAAGUCAAUUAUUCUUGUUUUAUAGUAUUUGUUGAUUUUUAGAAAAAAAUCUUCCUCUUUAUGAUUAUAUAAUAAGCAAUUCAGUGAACACAUGUAAGAUGUAUGGAGAGGAGAUAUCUAAAUCUGGUAACAGGCUACAUUUUGGGGGAACUCUUUGCCUGUCCUGACAAGUGCCUAAAUAUUAAUUAUGGAUCAAAGAUGUUCUGUUGGGGGACUAAGCUUGAUAGUUAUCAAGUGCAUACUUUAUAAAGAUACCAUAACCUAUUGUUUAUUGGAUUACUCUGUUAAUCUGGAUUAUUCUGUUUAAGGUGUGUUAAAAUUUUUCAGUUCAUCAUGCUUGCACGGGCCAGUGCUGUAUUGGAGGCUACAGGACUGGGACUGGAGCCUUCUCUGGGUCUUUAUCCCUGGGGGCUGAUGUGGAACCAGCUCUGGGGGACAGGUGGGGGCUAAGAUGCCCAGCUGAAGUUCCCCCUCACAGCUCUUUUUCCCCAAAUGAACGUGGACCUUCCACAGCCAGCUCUAUGCUUGGUGCUGCUAUUCCAGUUGGCCGAAGUGAAGUCUCAGGCAAGGCUGGGAUUCUCAAAGGAUUCGAUAGACAUUCUACUGACUUAAAAAAAAAAGUGGUCCCUACUCUUAAGGAACUAAUUUUUGAAUUGCAUCUUUUCCUAUAUGUUAAACCAGAUUUAAGACUAUUUUAUAAGCACAAUAUGUGAUCAGAGCAGGUAUAGUAUUUUCAGACAUAUACCUUGUCUUAUACUUUAUAUAAGGUGUGCCAUAUAGGGUGGUCUGCUCACCGGCUGUAGUAGAAUUUAAUCUCCAUUACCUUGGGAGUGAUUUAAGACCUUUUGAAAUGGAGCUUUUGCACUUUAUGCUCUUUUUAUAAACCAUGACAGCUAUGUUUGAUAUUAAAGUCAUUGUAGCAUUUUCUGUGAAUGAGUAUUUAUAUGUUUGUGUUUAUUGCCAAAGUGAUUUCUGAAAUAUUAGUGGAAAAUGCAUUUAAUGGAUUGUACAGCAAAGCACAUUUCCCUGAUUUGUUAAUGAAUUUUAGGUAUCUUGCUAUUAAACAUGCUUAAAAUUUG
Molecule: messenger RNA, 5457 nt
Organism: Manis pentadactyla (Chinese pangolin)
Lineage: Eukaryota; Metazoa; Chordata; Mammalia; Pholidota; Manidae
Gene: ACER2
Product: alkaline ceramidase 2
Exons: 7
Coding region: 419-1153 (244 amino acids)
Biological process (GO): ceramide metabolic process
Cellular component (GO): membrane
Molecular function (GO): hydrolase activity, acting on carbon-nitrogen (but not peptide) bonds, in linear amides
Source: RefSeq, a predicted model, not a curated record